Juglans microcarpa x Juglans regia is the source of this 4253-nucleotide messenger RNA. Its product is annotated as ABC transporter B family member 2-like. The transcript has 12 exons. The record is from RefSeq and is a predicted model, not a curated record. Bases 237 to 3986 code for a protein of 1249 amino acids. Gene Ontology annotation, cellular component: membrane. Gene Ontology annotation, biological process: transmembrane transport. Gene Ontology annotation, molecular function: ABC-type transporter activity; ATP binding; ATP hydrolysis activity. NCBI's taxonomy places the organism in Eukaryota, Viridiplantae, Streptophyta, Magnoliopsida, Fagales, Juglandaceae.
CAACUGCUUUCUUCGACCUCUUACUUCGUUUUUCUGAUAUUUAAUGUUCUACCCAACCCCCCACCACCCUAUCUUCCUCAUAUUAUUAUUCUCUCGAUCCCCUACGAUUUCACUCCCUGUGUGGCUUGAUCUCUUCUUCAAACUUACACUAAGUACUCUUCAUAGUUCCUAGACAUUCUUUACUCACUCUUUUCUUUCGAAACCUUUGUUCUUUGUCACUUUUUGGGGCCAAAAAUAUGACAGACGAUCCGGGUUCAUUUUCUGGCAAAAACGAUGUCACUGACAUGAAGAAAAAGAAGAAGAAGAAAGAAGAUCAGGAAAAGCAGCAGCAGUCGGUUCCACUGCUAAAACUAUUUACAUUUGCAGACUUUUAUGAUUAUAUUUUGAUGGCAAUCGGCUCAUUUGGUGCAUGUGUUCAUGGAGCUUCGGUACCUGUAUUCUUUAUUUUCUUCGGGAAGUUGAUAAAUGUUAUUGGAAUGGCUUAUCUCUUCCCCAAAGAAGCUUCCCACAAAGUUGCCAAGUAUUCACUGGAUUUUGUGUAUCUCAGUAUAGUUAUACUGUUUUCCUCGUGGACAGAGGUGGCUUGUUGGAUGCAUACUGGGGAAAGGCAAGCGGCAAAGAUGAGAAUGGCAUAUCUGAGAUCCAUGCUAAAUCAAGACAUUAGUGUCUUUGACACUGAAUCAUCCACCGGUGAGGUCAUUGCCGCAAUUACAAGUGACAUUAUCAUUGUCCAGGAUGCUCUAUCUGAGAAGGUGGGGAACUUCAUACACUACAUUAGCAGGUUUAUAGCAGGCUUCAUCAUUGGGUUUGUUAAGGUCUGGCAAAUCUCUCUGGUAACACUGUCUAUAGUCCCUUUAAUUGCUGUUGCUGGUGGCCUCUAUGCUUGGGUGGCAACUGGUCUCAUUGCCAGAGUUCGAAAAUCCUAUGUCAAGGCGGGUGAGAUUGCGGAAGAGGUGAUUGGAAAUGUUAGAACAGUCCAAGCAUUUGCAGGAGAAGAGAAAGCAGUGAGAUCAUAUUUGACUGCUCUCACGAAUACAUAUAGCUAUGGGAGAAAAACAGGAUUAGCCAAGGGGCUAGGACUAGGCUCUAUGCACUGCGUCCUUUUCCUGUCAUGGGCAUUGCUUGUUUGGUUCACUAGCAUUAUUGUUCACAAGAAAAUCGCGAAUGGUGGGGAAUCCUUCACCACCAUGCUCAAUGUUGUUAUAUCUGGCCUGUCACUGGGGCUGGCAGCACCAGACAUCACUGCUUUUGUCCGAGCAAAGACAGCAGCCUAUCCCAUAUUUGAGAUGAUAGAGAGGGACACGAUGAGCAAAAGCAGCUCCACGACAGGGCAGAAACUGGGCAGACUAGAGGGCCACAUUCAUUUUAAGAAUGUGUCUUUUAGAUACCCAUCUCGUCAAGAUGUAGCUAUCUUCAAUAAUCUGUGCCUGGACAUCCCUCCUGGAAAGGUUUUAGCCCUUGUGGGAGGAAGUGGGUCUGGAAAGAGCACAGUAAUAUCUUUGAUCGAAAGGUUCUAUGAGCCCCUUUCUGGGGAGAUACUUUUAGAUGGGCAUGAUAUCAGAGGCCUAGACCUCAAGUGGCUGAGGCAGCAAAUUGGCUUGGUAAAUCAGGAGCCUGCACUUUUUGCUACAACCAUUAGGGAGAAUAUACUCUAUGGAAAGGAUGAUGCCACUGUUGAAGAGAUCACGCGUGCAGCUAAACUUUCUGAGGCCCUCUCUUUUAUAAACAACCUGCCCGACAGAUUUGAGACUCAGGUUGGUGAGAGAGGAAUACAACUUUCAGGUGGGCAAAAGCAAAGGAUUGCAAUAUCCCGUGCAAUACUGAAGAACCCAUCCAUCCUUUUACUGGACGAAGCAACAAGUGCACUGGAUGCUGAGUCUGAGAAGAGUGUACAGGAGGCACUUGAUCGUGUCAUGGUCGGACGAACAACUGUAGUGGUGGCCCAUCGGCUUUCUACCAUUAGAAAUGCAGAUGUGAUCGCAGUCGUACAAGAAGGAGAGGUAAUAGAAACUGGGAAUCAUGAAGAGUUGAUUUCAAACCCAAACGGUGCCUAUGCAUCACUUCUUCAACUCCAAGAGUCAGGUGCCAUGCAACGCUACCCCUCAAUUGGACGCCCACCAAGCUUGAGGUUCUCACGGGAACUAUCCCGCACCACAGCAAGCUUUGGUGCUAGUUUUCGUUCUGAUAAAGAAUCUGUCGGCCGUAUGGGUGCUGAUGGAGGGGAGGCUGUGAAGUCGAAAAGGGUUUCCACGAAAAGGAUGUAUUCGAUGGUUGGUCCAGACUGGGUUUAUGGGGUAGUUGGUACCCUUUGCGCGUUUAUUGCUGGAGCUCAGAUGCCCCUUUUCGCUCUUGGGGUGUCUCAAGCACUUGUUGCAUUUUACAUGGAUUGGGACACGACACGUCAUGAGGUCAAGAAGAUUGCGCUGUUAUUCUGUGGGGCUGCAUUUAUAACAGUCAUUGUUCAUGCAAUUGAGCAUCUGUCUUUCGGAAUCAUGGGAGAGCGACUCACUCUUCGUGUGCGCGAGAUGAUGUUUUCAUCCAUUUUGAGGAAUGAGAUUGGAUGGUUUGAUGACAUGAACAACUCAAGUUCUAUGCUUUCAUCGCGUCUAGAAAGUGAUGCUACUCUGUUACGAACUAUAGUUGUUGAUCGCAGUUCAAUUCUUUUACAGAAUGUAGGAUUGGUUGUUGCCUCAUUUAUCAUUUCCUUCAUCUUGAACUGGAGGAUCACACUUGUUGUCAUUGCCACAUACCCAUUGAUCAUUAGUGGUCACAUCAGCGAGAAAAUUUUCAUGAAAGGCUAUGGUGGCAACUUGAGCAAAGCCUAUCUUAAAGCUAACAUGCUGGCUACAGAGGCUGUGAGUAACGUCCGAACUGUUGCUGCAUUUUGUGCUGAGGAGAAGAUCCUUGACCUAUAUGCUCGUGAACUCGUUGAGCCUUCUAGACGUUCAUUUGUUCGUGGCCAGAUUGCUGGCAUAUUCUAUGGGAUAUGCCAGUUCUUCAUCUUCUCAUCCUAUGGCCUGGCAUUAUGGUACGGCUCUGUUUUGAUGGGGAAGGGGCUUGCUAGCUUCAAAUCUGUCAUGAAAGCAUUCUUCGUUCUGAUAGUAACAGCAUUAGCCAUGGGUGAGACAUUGGCUAUGGCCCCAGAUCUCUUGAAAGGGAACCAAAUGGUGGCAUCAGUCUUUGAAGUGAUGGACAGAAAGACUGAGGUACUGGGGGAUGUUGGAGAAGAGCUGAUGACAGUGGAGGGAACAAUUGAGCUCAGGGGCGUCCAAUUCAGUUACCCAUCAAGACCAGAAGUUCUCAUUUUUAAGGACUUUAAUCUAAGAGUUCGCUCGGGGAAGAGUAUGGCACUAGUAGGGCAAAGUGGUUCUGGUAAAAGCUCUGUCAUCUCUCUUAUACUGCGAUUUUACGAUCCAAUGGCUGGGAGAGUUAUGAUAGAUGGGAAAGACAUCAAGAAGCUCAAGAUCAAAUCACUUAGGAGACACAUUGGUCUAGUCCAACAAGAACCAGCUCUUUUCGCCACAUCAAUAUACGAGAACAUUCUUUACGGAAAAGAAGGAGCCUCUGAAGCUGAAGUAAUUGAAGCAACAAAGCUUGCUAAUGCUCAUACCUUUGUCAGUUCGCUUCCUGAAGGCUACUCUACUAAAGUGGGUGAACGUGGGGUGCAACUGUCUGGUGGUCAGAGACAAAGGGUAGCCAUUGCCCGAGCUAUUCUCAAGAACCCAGAAAUCUUGUUAUUAGAUGAAGCCACUAGUGCUUUAGAUGUGGAGUCAGAGCGAGUGGUGCAACAAGCUCUAGACAGAUUGAUGAAGAACAGGACAACAGUUGUGGUAGCACAUAGGCUGUCAACAAUAAAAAAUGCAGACCAAAUAUCAGUUUUACAUGAUGGGAAGAUCAUAGAACAAGGGACUCAUUCAUCACUUAUAGAGAACAAAAACGGAGCAUACUAUAAGUUGAUCAACAUUCAGCAACAGCAACAGCAAUAAUAACAAAACUGAAACCAAUAUCCCAAAUGAUUGAUGCAGGGUGCUUGCUUCGAUCACUCAUGUUUUUUUUUUUUUUUUUUUGUACUUUUUUAAUAUAAACAUAUAAGGUCUGAUUGAUCAUUGCUAUAUGAAAAAAAUGACAAUACAGGUUGGACCAUGGUGUAAAAGUAUAGUGUCAUUUGCCGCCUCAGUGAUUGCUCCUCAAUUUAUCUGUAUACCUUUGUUUAGAUUUCCUCAAAGUGAAGCACUAGACAGGAGAAUUUGACA